Messenger RNA from Triticum urartu, 1477 nucleotides. Its product is annotated as protein FAR1-RELATED SEQUENCE 9. NCBI's taxonomy places the organism in Eukaryota, Viridiplantae, Streptophyta, Magnoliopsida, Poales, Poaceae. Gene Ontology annotation, biological process: regulation of DNA-templated transcription. Gene Ontology annotation, molecular function: zinc ion binding. The record is from RefSeq and is a predicted model, not a curated record.
AUGUCUGGAAAGCAUCCACAUACAAUUCUGACUGACGAAGAUGCGGCAAUGGCUAAGGCGAUCCGUUCAGUCCUGCCUCACUCUCACCGUAGACUUUGUGUGUGGCAUAUGAAUCAAAAUGCUAUCAAACAUCUUGGUGGAGUUGUUACAGAUUACAAGAAGUUCAAUGCUGAUUUUCAGCAUUGUAUCUAUGAUAUUGAGGAGGAAGAUGAAUUUAUAAGUGCAUGGAAUGAAAUGCUUGACAAGUAUGGACUCCGGGACAAUGCAUGGCUCCAAAGGUUAUUUGAGCAUUUCGAACGUCUAGUUGCAGAUAAAAGAUUUGAAGAGGUGAGAUGUGACUUCAAAGCAACACAAAGUACUCCUAAGCUGAAGGCAGAAAGCUAUAUGUUAAGGCAAGCAUCAACUACAUAUACUCCACCAAUAUUCAAGAUGUUUCAGGAACAAGUGCUUCGGACCUUAAACUAUGAUACAUUCCUUUGUGAUGACAGUGACACCGAGGAGAAGGUUUACAAAGUAAAAUUUCAUGGUACAGAGCGUGAUCAUGUUGUUAAAUUUUUUCCAAAAGAAGAAAAGGUCAAUUGCAGUUGCAAGAAGUUUGAAUUUGCUGGAAUUCUUUGCUCUCAUUCCUUGAAGGUACUUGACAUUAAUAAUAUCAAGCACAUCCCUCAACAGUACAUCUUGAAAAGAUGGACAAUUGAUGCAAAAGUUUUGGAUAUAACAAGCAACUGCAACCUUCAUGAAGACCGCAAAACAAUACUGACAAAACGCUAUAAAGAGUUGUGCAGAAUGUUUAUCCAAAUAGCUGCUCGAGCCGCAGAGUCUGAAGAGUCAUACUUGAUGGCUGCUAAUUAUGCAGAGAAAUUAGCAGAAGAGGUGGAGAAAUGUCUAAAACAUAGAUCUGAUCCAGAUAUAGGUAACUCUGUUUGUUCACAAGGUAUGUACAUUCAGUUUUAUGCUCUCAUCAAGCUUAAAUUUAUAUUUAAUUUUAUAGUUGCAGACUCAAACAAUAUCACGACUACAAGUUCAGAACAAAAUGAGAGGCCUACCAAGCCAAAAGGAAUGAAGGUCAAGGAGAAGACGGCUCGAGGAUCAAACAGACAUCCAGAUAUAUGUAACUCCCUUGGCACAAGGUCUGUAAGUUUAGUUUUAUGAUCUCAUCAAACUAACCUAUGUUUGCUUUUAUAGUUACAGACCCGAACAUUAACUCGUCUACAAGUUCAGAACAAAAUGAGGGAUUUGCCAAUCCAACAGGUAACAAGGUUAAAAAGAAGACUGUUCGAGGGUCAAGUAGACCCGCUAAUAUGGGUGUGUAGUUUUAUAAUGUUAUCAAACUUGAAUUUUAUUUAAAUAUAUAUUUGCAGAACGAAACAUUAACUCAUGUACAAGUUCAAAACAAAAUAAGGGGCUUGCUAAGCCAAAAGGUAUCAAGUUGAAGGAGAAGACUAUUCAAGGAGCAAGUAGACCUAUUGGUGGCUUA